AUGGAUUUUGACGAGAUCGAGUAUCUGGAGAAGACCGUCGAAGAAGCGGAGGGUGGAGACGGGAGCGCCAAGAAGAGCAAGCGCGAAGGCGCGGAGAAGACCGAGCGGAGUUACAGAAAGCGGGAUACAGCCGACGAGGACGCGACGGCGAGCCGGAAGAGAUCGAGAGGCGGCGACGAUGAGGAGAACGGGAGGGAGAAGGAUCGACACCGCCGCGACAGGGACAGAGAUAGAGAGAAGGACAGAGAUAAGGAGAAGGAGAGGAGAGACAGAGAGAAGGAGAAGGAGAGGAGGGAAAGGAUGGAUAAGGAGCGAGAGGAAGGAAGGGACAAGAGGGAGAGGAGUAGAAGCGAGAGCAAGAGCAGGAGGGACAGAAGCCGAAGCAGGAGCAAGUCAAGGAGGGAAAGAAGCAGGAGUCGGUACAGUGAUCGGGAGAAGGAAGUGCGGGAGAGAGAAAGGGAAGUUGAGCUGCGAGACAGCGGUAGCAGGAGGGUUAAAGACAAGAAAGAAGUUGUGGAGCCUGAAGCUGACCCUGAGAGGGAUCAGAGAACUGUAUUUGCCUAUCAGAUGCCUUUGAAGGCUACGGAGAGAGAUGUGUAUGAGUUCUUCUCCAAGGCAGGCAAGGUGAGGGAUGUUAGGUUGAUAAUGGACAGGAACUCAAGGAGAUCAAAAGGAGUUGGGUAUAUCGAGUUCUAUGACGUGAUGUCUGUUCCAAUGGCAAUAGCUCUUUCUGGCCAGCCACUUUUUGGACAACCUGUGAUGGUGAAACCUUCUGAGGCUGAAAAGAAUCUUGUUCAGUCAAAUGCUACAGGUGCAGCUACUGGCCCCUAUGGACCUGUGGACAGGAAACUAUAUGUCGGCAAUUUGCACUUCAACAUGACAGAAAUGCAGCUGAGACAGCUUUUUGAGCCAUUCGGAACUGUGGAGCUUGUUCAGCUGCCCCUUGACCUUGAAACAGGACAGUGCAAAGGAUUUGGGUUUGUUCAAUUUGCUCAAGUUGAAAGUGCAAAGGAAGCACAGACACAUUUAAAUGGGAAGUUGGAGAUUGCUGGUCGGACCUUGAAGGUUUCCUCUGUCACAGAACAUGGAGGGCAGCAAGAUCCUGGGGCUAAAUCUGCUGACUUUGAUGACGAUGAUGGUGGUGGUUUGUCCUUAAAUGCUCAAUCGAGAGCAAUGCUCAUGCAGAAGCUGGAUCGCUCUGGCAUUGCCACAAGUAUCUCUGGCUCCCUUGGGGUGACUAUGCUUAAUGGCUCUGCUCAAAAUUCACAAACCAUGGCCUUGCAAGUGAACGGUCAUCCCGCACUUGGAGGAGCUCUUCCAGUGCAUGUCCUACCUUCUCCAGCCUAUGAAUCUAUUGGAAACCCCAGUGAGUGCUUACUGUUGAAAAACAUGUUUGAUCCUUCCACCGAGACUGAACCAGAUUUUGAUGUGGACAUAAAGGACGAUGUUGAAGAAGAAUGUUCAAAAUAUGGUCACGUGAAACAUAUAUAUGUUGAGAAGAAUAGUGCAGGGUUUGUGUAUUUACGGUUCGAUACCGUGGAAGCAGCCGCCAGAGCUCAGGCUGCAAUGCAUAUGAGGUGGUUUGCUCGACGAUCAAUCUCAGCAACUUUCAUGCCUCCCCAUGAAUAUGAAGCCAAGUUCCCCAACAGCCACUAG
Linum trigynum is the source of this 1656-nucleotide messenger RNA. The record is from the annotation of a GenBank genome assembly. Lineage: Eukaryota; Viridiplantae; Streptophyta; Magnoliopsida; Malpighiales; Linaceae.